This is a messenger RNA of Limanda limanda (common dab), 399 nucleotides long. RefSeq names its product fatty acid binding protein 7, brain, a (gene fabp7a). Bases 1 to 399 code for a protein of 132 amino acids. The record is from RefSeq and is a predicted model, not a curated record. Gene Ontology annotation, molecular function: fatty acid binding. Gene Ontology annotation, biological process: fatty acid transport. The transcript has 4 exons. Gene Ontology annotation, cellular component: cytosol; nucleus. NCBI's taxonomy places the organism in Eukaryota, Metazoa, Chordata, Actinopteri, Pleuronectiformes, Pleuronectidae.
AUGGUUGAUGCUUUCUGCGCCUCGUGGAAACUGGUGGACAGCCACAACUUUGAUGAAUACAUGAAGUCUCUGGGUGUUGGUUUUGCCACAAGACAAGUGGGCAACGUGACCAAGCCGACGGUGGAGAUCAGCCAGGACGGAGACAAAGUGGUGGUGAAGACCCUGAGCACCUUCAGGAACACCGAGGUCUCCUCCAAGCUGGGAGAGGAGUUCGACGAGACCACGCCCGACGACCGCCACGUCAAAUCGACCUUCACCAUGGACGGAGACAAACUUGUGCAGGUGCAGAAGUGGGACGGGAAAGAGACCAAGUUUGUGAGAGAAAUCAAGGACGGGAAGAUGGUGAUGACUUUGACCUUUGAGGGAGUCCAGGCCGUCCGCACGUAUGAGAAAGCCUAA